Messenger RNA from Ceraceosorus guamensis, 300 nucleotides. RefSeq lists its product as hypothetical. Bases 1 to 300 code for a protein of 99 amino acids. The record is from RefSeq and is a predicted model, not a curated record. The transcript has 3 exons. Lineage: Eukaryota; Fungi; Basidiomycota; Exobasidiomycetes; Ceraceosorales; Ceraceosoraceae.
AUGCCACCCAAACGACCAAUUGAAGGCGACGCGCCGCCUGAUAGGCCCACCAAGCAAAUCAAAGAAGGCAAAUGCGAGAACAAGUUGGCUUGGAGCGCAGAGGAUGAUCGCAAGUUCUUACUCGCCUUUCUGGCUCUCGACGACCAGCCACCCGCCUUUCCCGAGCACAAAAAAGCCAAGCUGGCCGAAUUGAUGGGUCGCAGUCCUACAGCGAUCAAGAGUCGCUGGUUCAUUACUCUGAGACCUGCUAUGAAACAGAUCAGCGAAAGUCUGGGAGAGGCACAGCCUCAGAAGGAGUGA